Molecule: messenger RNA, 2595 nt
Organism: Prorocentrum cordatum
Lineage: Eukaryota; Dinophyceae; Prorocentrales; Prorocentraceae
Source: the annotation of a GenBank genome assembly
AGGAGCCACGUGGCUCGAGCCAUUCCGUCCACAGGGCCGCGGCACGCUCUUCGCGCGACGCGCGCCCGAUGACGCACGGGCGCUCCCGGACGGCCACGGACCGCCCGCGCGCCCGCGAGGGGCGCGGCGAGGAGGCGUCACUCCUCCUCGCGGCGCCCUCUGAGGGCGCACCCGGCAGGCCGUGGCGGCGGCGGCCUCUCCCGGCGGGCGCCCUCGUCGCGGCGGCAGUGGCGGCGGGGCUCCUGGUCACCAGUUCCGUCGGCUCGCUCUGGCGACGGCCCGUCUCUCCACACUCUGGCCUGGCGCGGCCCAUCGAGGGGGCCGCGCUGGACCAGGACGAGGUGGAGAAGCCGCCCGAGGUGAAGAGGCUCCGCGAUGAGCCUGCUGUGGCCCAGGAGGGGCCACGCUUCUCGACCGUCCCCGACGGUACGAACUUCGGCGGAUGGCUGCUCCUCGAAGAGUGGAUGUCGUCUGGCGGGAAGUGUUUGCCGCCGUUGCUCCCCAGCAAGGAUAUCCCGGCCUUGACCUGGGCGUCCGAAGGGGAUUUGGGGUUCAAGCUGAACGAAUCCGUCGGGCCCACAGAGGCCAUCAAGGUUUUCGCACGGCACAGAGAGACCUUCAUCAGUAAUCAAGACCUGGAAAUGGUAAAAGCAUUGGGCAUCAAGUAUGUGCGUGUGCCGCUAGGGUGGCAUACAUUCCCAGAAGCGUUGGCGAUCGUGGAUGUCAACAUCUAUGCAAAACACGACUUAGAGGAGGAGUCGGUGGUGAUACCUGACCCAUAUUGGCAUUCGAACAUAUCAUACGCGACUGUGCCCCGUAAGUUGUUGAGGCAGUUCUUGAAGCAUGCGAAACAGUUGGAUCUCGGUGUCAUGCUGGACUUGCAUGCCAUGCCUGGUGGUUCCUCUGCGGCAUCCUACAAUGGUGUAGCACCCAACCCCCCAAUGUUUUGGCUGAAGAAUAGCAGAAUCGGGAACACCAGCAUCAGUCUCCAGCGAUGUGGACAGUAUGUAGUCCAGGCGGUCGUUGACUUCGUCCAGAGCCUCGACACGGAACACUCGUCGGUAAUUGGUGUAACCCUUAUGAAUGAGCCUGCACUUGUGGCUUGGCCGUACUACAGUCAUGUUGACGACGUACUGAGUUGGCUUGCUGCAGGUGCUCGUACAUUCCGUGAUUCAACGUUGCCAAGCAAUGGUGUCCGCUUGUAUGUGAAUCUCCAAAAGCAGAUGCUCGCAUUGGAAGAAAGAGAGUCGUUCUGGGAUACUGUUGUGCCAUGGUUCAAGCGCACUUUCAACGACGACGAACGAAACUCGUGGGCAUACUUCGACAUGCACUACUACAUCGCGUGGAAUCGCACUUGUGGUGGCUGUACGAACUGGACUCAACAAGCAUCUUGCCCAGGCACUUGGCCGGCUUGGGGACUUGAUCCACCAGGUGGUUUCGCUUGUUCCAGUAAGCCCAGCGACAUUAGUGAAAUCGCGCGUUCUUGUGUCACCGAUUUCAUAUCGGAAAUAUCCCAUUAUAUCAAUACCAAGAAGGCGGUCUCGGAGCUUUCGGUGGGCACGUGGACAGAACCGACCGUUGCAUGUAAAGAACGCAGCGUAGUGGAGGCAGUUUUAAAUGAUCAGAUCACUUCAUUCGGAAAUGCUGGCAUUGAGCACUACUUCUGGUCGUGGCGGACGCCCUUCUCGCCGGAGUAUGAGCCAGGGUGGAGCUUGAGAUGGCUGUCACGGCGCGAAGACAAGAGUACCCAGCAAUGCAAGUGAGACCGCUUGAUUGCAGCUCUCCGUUUUCGAUACCUGUUUCACAAAACCGUGCACGCAUGCACUCGUCACGCCGCAGGACACAACCCAGCUUCUCAUGUGUGCUUCCCGCGUCUGUUGUACGCCCCAAGGCCCCAGCACCAGCAGUCCGAAGGACAAGGUAUGUGUGCUUCGAGGCGACACGCGCUGCCAUGGAGAGGGCCACUGGAGAGGAACGCACUCAGUCAGAAAGCAGCUUAUGGGGUAAUUCGUCACCUUUCACGCUCGAUCUCUCUCAGGCCACGGUUCACCUCAUGAGUUUGCUUACUGCAGGUCGGCUUGUGGGUUGCGCCCGCUUUGCCUGGCGUUUCUUUGAAGGUCUCAGGCGUCCAGGCUGCACAGGGACGCGCAAUUAGAGACGCAGUCAUGUGGGCGCGGUUUCGCUUGAGACGGGGAGGCCCCCUGGACCUCAAGCCGAGCCCUUUUUUGUAGACCUUCGCAAUUCAGCUGGAAACAGCCAGAGCUCUGAAAUCAUGUUCAAUUUUGAGAAGUAGGGUGGUUCAGAUCACAUGUUAGGCCUUCGCGGUGAACAAAGGAGCGCGCUCUCAGGGACACCCCUCGGCGCUCGCACCCGCGUGCCGGGACAGGGUUCGAGCACCCGUUGAGUCUUUCCAGGUCCCUCAGAUCACCCUGGAUAAUAUUGAGAAGGGCAGACACGAAUAGACUGUUGGUGCAUCUGUGCGCUAUUCUGGAUAUGGUAGGGAGUGCCUUCAUAGAUUGCUUGUCAAGGCUCCCGGCGCAGGAUGUCUCCAGAUUCGUUGACAAAAUGUUUCGCGAGGGGCACCUCUGAUCUUAA